Molecule: messenger RNA, 2283 nt
Organism: Epinephelus moara (kelp grouper)
Lineage: Eukaryota; Metazoa; Chordata; Actinopteri; Perciformes; Serranidae
Gene: mettl1
Product: methyltransferase 1, tRNA methylguanosine
Exons: 6
Coding region: 134-859 (241 amino acids)
Biological process (GO): tRNA methylation; RNA (guanine-N7)-methylation
Cellular component (GO): tRNA methyltransferase complex
Molecular function (GO): tRNA (guanine(46)-N7)-methyltransferase activity
Source: RefSeq, a predicted model, not a curated record
AGUGAUGACGUCAAACCGCCGCGACUCCUCACCGGUGGGAUACAAGUGUGACUAUUGGAGUCAACUGUGUUUAUUUAAUAACUAGCUGACAAAGUGAAUAUUAUCGGCAGUAACGUCCUUAUUUUCCUCCAACAUGGCGACGUCAAUGCCGCAGAAGCGUUACUACAGACAGAGAGCCCAUUCAAACCCGAUGGCGUACCACACGUUUGAUUAUCCAGUGUGUCCUGAGGAGAUGGACUGGUCCACGCUGUAUCCACACUUCUUCACUGCCGGCCCCUCUGACAAAGAGACCCCUCAAGUUGAGUUUGCGGACAUUGGAUGUGGAUACGGGGGUCUUUUAGUGGAGUUAUCUCCACUCUUCCCAGACAAGCUCAUGCUGGGGAUGGAGAUCCGGGUGAAAGUGUCAGAUUAUGUUCAGGAUCGCAUCCGGUCUCUGCGUGAAUCAGAACCAGGAGGAUACCAGAACAUCGCCUGCAUCCGCAGCAACGCGAUGAAGUACCUCCCCAACUUCUUCUUUAAAGGACAGCUCAGUAAGAUGUUCUUUCUUUUCCCUGACCCUCACUUUAAGAAGACCAAGCACAAGUGGAGGAUUAUUAGUCCCACGUUGUUGGCAGAGUACGCCUACACGCUGAGAGUUGGGGGUUUGGUGUAUACCAUCACAGAUGUGGAGGAAGUGCAUGUCUGGAUGGUGAAGCACUUCAGUGAACAUCCACUGUUUACACAUGUCUCUGAUGAAGAACUGGUUGAUGACAUCAUCAUAAGUCGUUUGGGUACCUGUACAGAGGAAGGAAAGAAAGUGCAGAGAAACGGAGGGAAGAAUUUUCUUGCAGUUUUCCGGAGGAUUGAGGAUUCAAACUAAAAACAGUUGGGACAAUGUAAUGAACUGAAAUAAUGGUCCUAUGCAGUCGUCUAUACAUGGAGGAUAAUGUUGCUCUGUGGAUCUGGAGGCUGUGGCUUGUUCCACCAGCAGAUGAACACUGAUGUCUUUUUUCCAGUGGACAAACAUUUACAGCAUUACCCAAUAGAGGAUUGGUGUUUGAGUUUUUUCAUAAAAUUAACGUAUUUCAUUCCUCAGAUAUCAAAAGACACCACAAAUCCACAUCUCUGUUCUGAUUAGAUUUCAUGAAGUGUUUUGUAUUGCUUUUUGUAAUGAAUUUUUAUUAUUUCAUUUCACUUUUGCUUAAGUGCUUUUUCUUGUGACGCUAUAAAUUCUUUUAGUAAAACAAAAAAAUCAGUGUUGUGUUUUGGUUUAUUGUGGUGGCCAUUGGUACAUUGUAAACAGUAAUGAGAGCAAGAACAGGUGAAUUUAAAACAUAAAAAUUAUAUGUGUGUUUUGGAUACAGUAAUUUUGGGAAUUUUCUCACAUAAAGUAACCGCAGUCAUGUCCUUGAUAGAGGUUCCACCAUUUAACACCGUUAGAAAUGGCAAAAUUUUCCAAGUUAUUUGGCCUCACAGUGUUCAUUUGCAGUAUUGGUGGCUGAAUCAGAAACGGGUUACACUGAGAAUUUCUCCAACAGUCUACAUCCUGCUUGCAAUGGUCAUUGUCCAGUUUAAAAAUAAACCUGCAUGCUGCAGCAUGUUCUGUAAGCAGUGAACGCAGCACAGAGGGCUCAAGUCCAAGAGAUGACUGUGACACAAUCAUGUUAAUACCUGUAUGUUUGAUUGAUUACCAGAAGUUCUUAUUAAUAUAAUUUAAAUAGAAUGCACUUAUUUAAAACCACAAAUUGACCACAAUUGGUGACGCUCCUGCAUGUUGUGAUAUCCAAAACAAACCUAUUAUCUUCAUCAUCUAGACAUGUCUGCUGAGGAUCUUUGUGAAGUCCAAAUCAAAGGAGUCUGUAACAGUGGUUUUCUGUGCUCAUUUUAUGAUUUUAUCUGUAUAUUACAGGUUGGUAUUCUUGUCUGUCAGGAGUUUGGAAGCGGGACAGCGCAGGUUUGAAACCCUUUAGCUGCUGCAGGGGAUGGUGAUUAAAAACAGGACAGCACAUGCCUCAGUGGUGGAAACACUGUAGACAUUCAGACAUUGUAAAACAUUAGAUGAUUGCAGAGAUGAGUAGGACUCAUAAACAUGAAGUGAAAAUAAAUAAAAUCACACUUUUACAGGGACAGUUCACCCCAAAAUCAAAAAUACAUAUGUUUCCUCUUAUCUGUAGUGAUAUUUAUCCAUCAAGGCUGUUUAUGUGUGAGUUGCAGAGUGUUGGAGAUAUCGGCUGUAGCAAUGUCUGCCUUCUCUUAAAUAUAAUGGAACUAGAUGGCACUCAGCUUGUGGUGCUUAAAGUGCCA